CUCCACAAGUCCGUACCGGCCCUCCCAUGCUGCCGUCGCAACUCUCUCCGUCUGAUCAUUAAUUGGUCGCUGUGAUCUUUGUCAUGGUCGCUGCUACCUCCAUAGACAAUGCCGCUGCCUCUUCUUCAGCAUCUGCGUCAAGUGUCAACAUCGACACUCGGUUCACCAAGAUCCUCCAGCAGCUCCUCCGCAACCCCUACCCGGGCUGCAUCUUCGUGCAAGCCACCUCAGCAUCAGAUCAAGUCACCGCACUAGACCAGGUCAGGUCUCUGACGUCGGCAUCGAGGGAGAGCUAUGUGGUAGUGGAAUGUCAUCCGAAUUUGCUCGGCUCAAGGGUCGUCGAUCUGCGGCGAGACAUCGAAGCCGCCUUUGAGGCUGCGAGACCACUUCAGGAACAGACAGCGGCUCAAGCGACAGGUUCCACAACAGUGUCGAAGAAGGCUUCGACCUCUUCGAGUAUUUCGAUCUUUCCAGAAAGGUACCACAGCGAGAUAGAGUCCGUCCGUCGCCUGCUGGUCAUUCCCUCUGCACACCUGCUACGCUCUACCCACGCACCUCUGCUAUGGUCUCAAUUCCUCCACCCGCCGGAGGGCUACACUGUCCUUUUGCUCUCCAGUCUCCCCUUGGAGAGAUGGCGUACAGCCGAUGCACUCGAAGAAGUCAGUGGUACUCGUCCCAUUGUCAAGCUCACUUUCCGGGGUGUGGAUCUAGUCGAUUCAGACUCGCGGGACACUCAGAAAGCUUUGAUCACAGACGCCCUGCUCGUCUCGCUGCCGCUGCUGAAGGGAGCAGAAGCCUCAGCAGCGGUGGAACGCUUCAAGCCUCUGUUUGUCGAGUAUACCUUCUCCUCUCUAUCGUCGGAGGUCGGACCACAGGACAUUGAAGAGCUACGCUUCUUGUCGGGAGCAAUUUGGCUUGCCCAAUAUAGAAUUCUCCAAGCAGAAGCUGAUGAGAACCAGGCUGACGUCGAGAUAAGAUACAAGGAUCGACAUGCGCUGCUAUCCUUGUUGGGUCCUCUCGUCAGGGGAGCUCUGAGAGACUUGUCGCCCAGACGAGUCGGUCUCUCCCAAUGGAUCGACAGAAUCGUCGAGCGUCACGCUGUCCAAAGCGUCGGUCAGGACGGUCUCACGAAGGCGAAGAAGAAGUCUACUACCGCUACUGAGGCCACUUCACCUCUAGCGCCCCUCGCCUCCCUUCUCCUCAUCUCAGCCUUCCUCGCCUCGCACCUACCCCCUCGAACCGACACCCGCUUCUUCCUGCGCGACUCGUCUCUUCUUUCCUCUCUCGCCCGCUCCUCUAAAAAGGUCCGUCGCUCAAGAAAGAAACAACGCGGAGGCGCAGCUGCUGGUCUGGAUGACGACUGGGAUGCAAGCGGUGGAGGUUCGAGUAGCAAUUCAGACCCACUCCUUUUAGGACCCAAACCAUUUGGAUUACAAAGGAUGCUAUACAUCUUUGAGAAUUUGUGCACAGAGCUAGACGUUGCUCUCCCUUCUUUUCAAGGGGAGAUGCUCGCCAAACGCAAACGCAAGCGACGAGAAGAAGAGGAAGACGAAGAAGGUGCAGUGAGAAGUCGGAGGCUUUUCUCUUCGCAAGGAGAGGAAGACGAGCGCACUGGUUCCAAGGUGGACAUUACCUCUCUGCCGGUGCAGCACGCUCUGCUAUCCCUCGUACAGGCGAGCUACCUACUCUACGUUGGUCCACCUACCUCGGGAUCACUAGCCUCGGCAGCCUCUCUACCUGCAGGGAGCGACGCACUACUUCUUGGGAGUGAUCACGGCGGCGGCGGCGGUGGCGGGACAGGUCUUCCGCCCGUCCCGAGCAGGCUGGAGGCAGUGACGCAGGUGACCAUGCGGUGCAAUGUGCUCAAGGAGGAGCUCAGGACCCUUGUGCUUGGAGCAGGGAAUGAAGCACAGCACGGUGCGGAUUUCGAGCGGCAAGGUGUUGGUAGUAAAGGGGCGAGAAAGGAGUGGUGGACAAGACUGGAAGAGUGUGGUCUGUAGUGCUUGGCUUCGAUCAGCCACGGUUCACCAGAUGCAAUCGGCUC
Messenger RNA from Microstroma glucosiphilum, 2044 nucleotides. RefSeq lists its product as hypothetical. Lineage: Eukaryota; Fungi; Basidiomycota; Exobasidiomycetes; Microstromatales; Microstromataceae. The coding region runs from base 84 to 2000 and encodes 638 amino acids. The record is from RefSeq and is a predicted model, not a curated record. Gene Ontology annotation, biological process: DNA replication; DNA replication initiation. Gene Ontology annotation, cellular component: nuclear origin of replication recognition complex; nucleus. The transcript has a single exon. Gene Ontology annotation, molecular function: DNA replication origin binding.